This is a messenger RNA of Stylonychia lemnae, 1566 nucleotides long. The record is from the annotation of a GenBank genome assembly. NCBI's taxonomy places the organism in Eukaryota, Ciliophora, Spirotrichea, Sporadotrichida, Oxytrichidae.
AUGAACAGUCCAAAAGCGAUUCUAAAAAACCUAUUAUCUGGGCAAGGUAACUCAGGUCUUAAUAGUAUCAGUAGUGGAUUACUACAAAAUACAUAAACGUAGAGAAAUAUAGACAAUGCAAAUGCCCCUUAUGCAACUAAUCAAAAAAAGCCUUCUUUUCUCAAUUAUGAUAAAAAAGAUAUGAAAUAGAAAAUUCCUGGUGAAGUUGGAAAGAGCAAAUUUUCUAUUACUUAGAGAUUAUCAAAAUUAAGUGGAAAUUAGGAUGGAAAUCAGUAUAUGAAAAUCGAAGAUGUUGACUAAGACUAGUCCGAUUUUAAGAAGCGUAAUAGCUUCAUGAGUACUAUAAACUCAGGAAAAUAGAUUGAACUAGAGAGACAUCCAAUUCAUAGAAUGUCAUAAGGGGCCAAUAAUAAUCCAUUGAGAAAACUCAAUGUUAAAUAAUUCUAGAGUCAUUCACCAGAAACCCUAGAAAAAGAUAAAUUAUAGAAAUUUCUUAUAAGUAAAGGGCUUAACCCAUCUACAUAACUAUUGAAGAAAUAUACCUCAGAAUCCCCAAGUUGCAAGAAAUAAUUGUUUAAAAUUCAAAGUGGGAGUGGUUCAAACGGAGGUGGCAAUUCCUCACGCAAAUAGAAAGUAUUAAAAUAUAAAGUUGGCCUUUUUAAUUCCCAAAAUUUAAAAUCCAAUUAAGUAUAAAAUAAUGGAACAUCUUCAUCAAUCCACAAAUCUCAUUAGUCAAGCCUUCCCGAUGCCUGUGAGAAGCUUAUUAAUGAUGUGCUGUCUGAUUAAAUAAAUAAUAGUAAUGGCUCCCUCUAUCAUAAUUAAAGUACUGACUAUGAUCGGGUUAUUCUAAAACCAACUAAUAAAAAUUUACUUUCACUAAAGAAAGCACAUUUCGCCCAUAAAACAAAUAAUAAUACUACUCUUAUUGCUCAGGCAAACAUGAGAUUACAGGGUGAGAUUUAAGAUGAUAAAGAUAGACUGAUUUAAACAUUACAGUGCUCAAUAUUCAAGUUAAGUAAUAAAAAGCUGAUUGAGGGAUUAAAGAAAGGUAAUUAGAUGAGAAAUAGUGAUUUCAAUUAAUGUGAUGAAUCCAAUCGGAAAGCUGAAAAAUCAGGAAAUGCACAAAAUUAAACUCAGAUGCCGACGAGCCAAGUAUUUUCUCCUAUCAGCGCAAGUAAGAAUUCAAAUAAGAAAAAAAUAAUAGUCAAGCCACCUUAAUCAAUUCUGAAUCCAAGAGCGUACCGAAGCCAAGAUAACAGUCCAGAAAAUAUAAUCAAUUAACUACUCAAAUCAAAAAUAUAAUAAAAGGAUUUGAAAUAGAAAAAUUACCAAUUGGAGCAAGUGUCACCAAAACUUAAAGAGGACAUGAGCAACUUUAAAAAUAAAUUAAUCAAUUUCAUUGGCUAAUACAAAUAAUGCCUAAAUUUCUUAACUAAUAACGAUUAAUCAAACUAAAUAGAUUCAAGCAAAGAACUUAGACAGGUGUUUUCUUAUAACUCACUCGAACCAACUGGAGAUUUUUCUAAAAGUGAUUACGUAGAAGUUAAAAUGAAUAUUCAAGAAUGA